This is a messenger RNA of Candidozyma duobushaemuli, 1332 nucleotides long. It is a transcript of the gene RAD52, whose product is annotated as recombinase. Gene Ontology annotation, cellular component: nucleus. The record is from RefSeq and is a predicted model, not a curated record. NCBI's taxonomy places the organism in Eukaryota, Fungi, Ascomycota, Pichiomycetes, Serinales, Metschnikowiaceae. Gene Ontology annotation, biological process: double-strand break repair via single-strand annealing; mitotic recombination; double-strand break repair via homologous recombination. The coding region runs from base 1 to 1332 and encodes 443 amino acids. The transcript has a single exon.
AUGAACCCAAACAACCAGAACAGGCCUCCUCAAUAUGGUCGACCUGGUGGUGGACCUCAUGAAGAGCAACAGAGAAAUCCACAACAAGCGCGUUCUUUUACACAAUAUCAAAGCAACUCAUCCAAACCCUUUAACGCGAUCCCCUAUAGUGAUGAAGAGGCAGACACCAUCCAAGGUCGACUCAAUAAGGUUUUGGGCCCAGAAUACGUAAGCUUCCGACCUGGUACAGGCGGUCAAAAUGUUUCAUACAUAGAGGGGUGGAAGGCGUUGAACCUAGCUAAUGACAUAUUUGGUUUCAACGGGUGGUCCUCUGAACUAAUAAGUGUGUCUGUCGACUUCUUAGACGUGCAUAACAACGGGAGAGUAUCUUUGGGUCUCUCAGUCGUUGCAAGAAUCACUCUCAAGGAUGGAACUUUCCACGAAGAUUUCGGCUAUGGUUUCAUUGAAAACGCGAAGAACAAAGCGAUGGCCUUCGAGAAAUGUAAAAAAGAGGCAUUCACAGAUGGAUUGAAGCGUUGUCUACGAUGCUUUGGAAAUGUUUUAGGUAAUUGUCUCUAUGACAAGACCAUCAUCGCAAAGAUGCAGAAAGUGAAGGCUCCACCCCGUGAAUUGGAACCUUCAGACUUCCACAGAGACCCCUUAGUUCUCAAGAGAGAAACUCAUCUCCAGCAAAGACGUCAACAAAAUGCAGCACAGCAGGCCCCAGCACCUCAACCAAGAAACAUCCCCAAUGGGCCUGCAAGAAUACAAGAUCAUAACAUGCUGAGAAGCGUGUCUGAUCCUCCAAAACCACAUGGCAAAGCCGGACCACUGGCUAUCAAACCUAGCGAUUUCAAGGAUCUUGAUGAUCUGUUCCAGUUCAGCGAUGAGUUGGGAGAAGAAGAAUUGAACGACCGUUUAGACGAUUACGAACUUCAACUUUUGAAGAAUAAAGAGGAGGAAGCUAAACAAGAAAGUGAUCAAUCAAUGAGGUCCGAUGAAGCUGAUGACGACAAUGGUGCCACGCCCAGCCAAGUUUUCUUCACGAGCUCCAAAAAGGCUUUGGAUGUUCAGAAGAGUCAGGAUCCCAACAGCAUACCAGUAUACGACCAUAAGUUCAUUUCAUCAGGGGUUCGUCGCACAAUUGAUCCUUCGAAGUCAGUGAAGGUCCGUCGUUCAGAUACUGCGCCACAGACUCCUCCAGCAGGUACACAGUCAAAUGUCCCUUCACCGCAGCUAGGCUAUGGACCUGGAAAACGCCCCUUGGGCAUGCCUCCUGGUCAGCGCCAGCCGUUGAAGAGGCUCCACAAAGAUUCCGAUGACGCUGAGAAAGAAAACAAGGCCGUCAAAUAA